Molecule: messenger RNA, 2213 nt
Organism: Trichobilharzia regenti
Lineage: Eukaryota; Metazoa; Platyhelminthes; Trematoda; Strigeidida; Schistosomatidae
Source: the annotation of a GenBank genome assembly
AUGGAUUCGUCCUCAGCUGGCACGAGUGGCCUUGUGACCGCUGGGGCAGCCAGCUCGUUGGCUGGCGCUAAAAAGCGGACAAAGGUGGUGUUUCUCAAUCCAGUUGAGAUUACAAAUUGGGACCAAAUUAAAGAAAAUUCGAAGCAAAAUGUAAUUGGUGAAAACGAUUUAAUUAAUUAUGAGAAAAUGCUCAAAGAUGAUGAUGCUGCCUUGAUAGCCAACAGCGGUUCCAAUGAUCAAAAGCGUCAGGGUAAAAAACGUGGACGUCCCAAAGGCAGCAGGAAUGGUGCUCGUAAGCGUCCAGUGGAUCCAAGUCAACCAUGGCUUGAAUCAAGUGAUUCAGAUGAACCUCAUUUGGGUCUUGAGGAUGAGUUAGAUGACGAUGAAUAUUUCAGAAGGUUAGAGGAAGAAAAGAUGCGUGAAGAUGCUGAGGAAGAGUCUAGAAAGCGAAGGGAAAUGGAAGCACGGGCUGCCGCACGUGCUAAUGCUCAAGGCAGAAGAGGCAGCACUAAGAAUGAUGCCUUCAUCAUGCAUCAAUACCAAACCUCUGCUUUAAACAGUUCAAAUAUUAACCAAAGGGAAUCGAGUACUCGAAACAAAAGACGAGGAGGUUAUGCAGCUUUAGCUGGACUCGUUGAUCCUAGUGAUAGUAGUGAAGAUAUCAGUGAACUAGAUGAUAAGUCUACUCGAAGUGGUUAUCAGAAAUCAUUAGAUGAUAUUCAUGAACAGAAUGAAGACGAGUUAGGGGAACUAGCGUCAUCACCUUUUCGCCAGUCUGUUUUAGAUAUGCUCCCACCACCACCUUCUCCGGGUAUCUCAUCAAAUUCUGAAGAGGUGAAUUCAGUUGUCAAGUCUGAACCUUCAGACAAUGUCAGUAGUGUUGUUGAUUCAUCAAAUGCAGCAACCAUUGCGAAUACAACAGUGACAAGCACUUCUUUGAAUGAUGCACAUACCCUGAAAAUGCUUGAAAUGGAUCCUAUUGAACUUAGGUUUCGUGCACCUCCGCUUAGCUUGCCUCCAUCAGGAAAUGAUCUUGUCUGCCCAAGGGAAUAUCUUCUUGAUGCUUUAUCUAUCUAUGAAGUGCUCCGACGUUAUGGUUCUCUACUACGUUUAUCACCAUUCCGACUGGAAGACUUUCUAGCCUGCCUCAUAUCAGAUGAAAAUUCUAAUUUACUUGCUGAAACACAUAUGGUGUUAUUGAAAGCUCUAUUACGUGAAGAUGAAUCAAAUGGAACAUCAAUGGCUCCUAUGGAUUGUAAAGAUUCUGUGAAUAUGACUUUCUACCUACUGGACAGAUACAAUUGGCCUUAUUUACUAGCUAAUUAUCUAUCCAGCAUUAAAUUAACAGAGGCUGCAGCUCGUAUGUCUGCGAUAAAUACAAUGACAGGUACUGGAAAUAUUGGUGGACCAACUAGUUCAGGUGGAGCAGACGCAGUACUUUCUGCAGCACUCUUUCCUGAUGAUCUCAUCCCGCUGAAUUCGGAUUAUCCUUUUGUUCCAAUCCAAUCGCGUAUAGCUGUUCUUCGUGGUCUUACCAAUUUAUUUUUGGCAACUGGUCAAGUUAGAGGAGAUAUUCUGCGUGAAGGUUUAAUGGCACAUGAAGAUUAUUGCCGUGUUUGUCAUCAAAGCGGAGAAGUAUUGUGUUGUGACGGCUGUACUUCUGUAUUUCAUCUGCAUUGUUUAAAUCCUCCUUUAUCAUCAGUACCGACAUCUAGCUGGAUAUGUCCAGUGUGCGUUAAACAAAAGACACCAGGUGUAACAGAUUGUUUCUCUGAAGCUGAAAAAUCUGGUGUAGCACAUUAUCAAGAACCAAUUGGUAAAGAUAGAGCUGGUCGGUUAUAUUGGUAUAUUAGUCGACGAUUAAUUAUUGAGCCAGUUGACUUUAGUCAACGUGAACCCGAAUUAAUGGGAUUUCAUGAUGGUGUUAUAGAUAAAGUAUGGGAAGCAGAAUGUGGUUGUGAGUUAAUUGAAAAAGAUGAAGAAAUGGAAGAUAGUGACACUGAUAUUGAUCCUAAUAAUGCUGGCGAAAAUAGCGGCACUGGUGCUGUGGAAAGUACACCCGGCUCAACAGUAAUAAUAAUGAAGGCAUCGACUCACCACCUUCCAAGUCAUCAAAUUGUGAUAGUCAAUCAGUGCCGGUAAAACAAAGUGAUAAAAAAGCCGAAGAACCCUCAAUGUAAUCCAUCUAUUUCAUAUGCUAAUGAACCAUGCGU